Messenger RNA from Larimichthys crocea (large yellow croaker), 1486 nucleotides. Its product is annotated as chemokine-like receptor 1. Gene Ontology annotation, biological process: phospholipase C-activating G protein-coupled receptor signaling pathway; inflammatory response; positive regulation of cytosolic calcium ion concentration. The transcript is spliced from 2 exons. Gene Ontology annotation, molecular function: G protein-coupled receptor activity; complement receptor activity. Bases 117 to 1163 code for a protein of 348 amino acids. Lineage: Eukaryota; Metazoa; Chordata; Actinopteri; Sciaenidae. Gene Ontology annotation, cellular component: plasma membrane. The record is from RefSeq and is a predicted model, not a curated record.
GGAUUACUCCUCCUUCUCACUUCACCACAGAAGAGAUAAUAAAAGGCAGAACCAAACAGAGAUCAACUUAGAAUGUCAUCACAGCAGAUAAACUGGGCACUGAUCAACAAGCUAUCAUGGAAAAGGAUUACAUGCGUAUAGUCUGCCUGGUCAUAUACUGUCUGAUAUUCAUUGUUGGGAUUCUGGGCAAUGGUCUAGUCAUCUACGUGACAGGCUUCCGCAUGAAGAGAACUGUCAACUCUGUUUGGUUUCUCAACUUGGCACUGGCUGACUUCCUCUUUUUGACCUUCCUGAUUUUCACAAUCAUUUCUUUAUCCAACAAUUACGAAUGGCGUUUUGGAAAUGUCAUGUGCAAGCUCAACACCAUAGUGAUUACUGUUAACAUGUUUGCCAGCAUCUUUCUUCUGAGUACCAUAAGUCUGGAUCGUUGCCUGUCAACCUGGGUGGUGGUGUGGGCACAAAACAAGCGCACCGUCUGCAAGGCUCAGCUCAUAUGUGCUGUCAUCUGGGUGAUUGCUGUGGUCUGCAGCAUCCCUUUUGGAACUUUCCGUCACACUAUAACAUUAUCUCAGGACGUGGCUUACUGUGUUCACUCAAGUUCACUGACAGUACAGGGUAAAUACAUUCUGACCACUUUUCGCUUUGUUGUGGGCUUUCUCAUCCCAUUCCUGGUAAUAUUCGUCUGUUAUGUGGCCAUUGGUGUUCGUGCAAAGCGUCUGCAGAGGACCAGGAAACAGAGACCUCGCAGAGUCAUUUUCUCUGUCAUUUUUGCAUUCUUCAUCUGCUGGUUGCCCUUCCAUGUUUUUCAAUUUCUAGAAUUACAGUUCAUGAAUAACCCAGAUCUCCAGCAAGCUGUUCAGUCUGGGAUUCUUUUGACUGGGUCUUUGGCUUUUAUGAACAGCUGCCUGAAUCCCAUUCUCUAUGUUUUCAUGUGCGAGGAAUUCCAGAGGAAGCUCAAGCAGUCCAUAUGCUUUGUCCUAGAGAGUGCCCUGGCAGAGGACCACUUGUCAUUUAUGUCCUCUCGCUCCUUGUCGUCACACUUGUCCCGGAUUUCUCGGAAGUCUGAUUCUGCUGCACCUUUGGAGAGGAAAGACACAGGCAUUUCCUUCACAGAAUGUAAAGUGGUCAUCGCCGCGGAGAGAGACACUGGAAGCACUGAAUAAGGCCGCCACACCCACUUCCUACCUACUUCCACAGAAUGUAAAACUGUACUGAAACUUAGACCAUCCCUUACUGAUGUAAAUAUAAUGAAUCCACAUUUUGAAGAAGGAAACAUAGAGUAUUAACUGAAAAUGACGCUAUGUGAUACUAUGAUUAAUUUGAUAAAAAGCUGUUUUAUGUUUAUACUUUUUUUAUGCUUAGAUUAUUUACCCAUGAUUAUUGGCAGGCUAAUUGUCCUUAUGAGCAUCUAUAAUAAUGUCUGCUGAACUUUAACUAUUGAGCUUUACACAUUUCAAUGCAAUGAAUAAAAAUGUGUUUUUGAUGA